GAAAAGUGUUGUGUGCUGCAUCAAUCGCGAAAGUUCUAGCGACGAAGUUCUAGAAUUGGUUUAAAUGGAAGAUUGAAUCAUGUAUCAAGUCCAUGUUUUGAAAAAUGGGUACAGUGAAAUUGAGGCGCAAGGGAAAAAAGCAUGUGGGACGAUAACAUUGGUGAAGGGGAAAAAGAACAUCAUUGUUGAUACAGGCAACCCCUGGGACAAACAGACCAUCAUUGAUGGUUUAAAGCUGCACGAUCUUGUGCCGGAGAAGAUUGACUAUGUUGUGUGCACACACGGGCACUCGGACCAUGUUGGAAAUCUAAACCUCUUUCUAAAUGCAAUACACAUUAUCUCCCACGAUAUAUGUAUCGGGGAUACCUAUGUCCUCCAUGACUUUAAACAGGGCAUUCCAUAUGAGAUAGAUGAUGAUGUUGAAGUGAUUUCAACCCCUGGCCACACAUCAUGUGAUGUCAGUGUCAAUGUGCAGACCGACAAGGGACAAGUGUGCAUUGCAGGUGACCUGUUUGAGCGUCUAGAAGACAUGGAAGAUUAUACGCUGUGGCAGGAUAACAGCGAGAAUCCAGCUCUGCAACACAAAGUCCGCCUCGAGGUCCUCAAACGUGCAGACUGGAUUGUUCCCGGACACGGACCAAUGUUCCAGGUUCCUAAUGAGUUCAAGCAACAGCCCCGUAUGGUGAUGUACGAAUCCGUUACACAGGAGGCGGAUGGUAUGACCUGUCACUCAGAAAGUUACACCGUUAUAGAGGAGAACUGAUGUUGGCGCUGUCAACAGAUCUAGAUUAAAACGGAUGUUAAUACUAGUUAAACGACUAAAUUCACCAAACUGUUCUAAUACUGAAAUGGUUUGCUCUGUGAUUGAACCAAGGACAAUGAGACAAUCAUGUUUUGUUUCAAACAGCUACAAAUAUUUAUAUUCUCUUAAGGAAAAUACAUGUACGUACCAUAGCCACAAUGAAUAAAUGGGCUUUUUCAAAGACAAUCAUGGAUGUUCUGGAUGUUUUUUUGCAGGUAUAGCUGCCGUUUAUUUCUUCGUAGAAAGUGCACACUGUACACAUACAUACAUGUAUUUAAAUGAUAAAAAGGGAUACUUUAUGUGUAAGUCAAUAAAAUGUAUUUUCAGAGUAAUAACAACAAGUUUUAGACUCAAAUUUAUGACAAUUACUGACCCACAUAUUGGUUUGGCAGCCAUUAUAAAUUGUUAAUUUGCCAACUACUAUCUUUUGAGUGUAUUGUUACCUGUAAUUUUUCGCUUAGUAUUAUUAGAGUACUAUUAACUCUGACUUGAUAAAACGCCAACAAUGUUUGGUUGCUUUGUUUUAAAGGUUUGUUGCCAUACUUAAGUUUGCGAUAAUAUCCUUUGCGGUCUCUUUGUCUUUUAUGCAUAUUUUACAUAUUAUAGUUAGUAUUGCAAUACUGAAGCUUUUUUGAUAAGUUUAUUUUUAUUGGUACAUAGAUAAGGGUGAAUUUAGUUGUGUGAAUUUAGUUGUGUGAAUUUAGUUGUGUGAAUUGAGUACUUUGAACCCGCACCUACAUUAGAAAAAGACUAGAUUGUGGCCCUCAGAAAAAGGCGUGUUUUACUAUGUGUACAAAUCACCUUCUAUUUCCUGUAUUAUACUAGUUUGAGACUUACCUGUAAACAGUUCUGUAUGUAUGGAUGAGAAGAGCCUUAUGAUCUUAUACAUGAUUUUAUUUGGUUCAUUAUAUUCGUCAUAUUGUCAUUAAGUUGCAAACUCUCCAUGUUGUGUGUUUUGUAUCAUACACAUCAAUGGUGGUGUGUUUUUAUUUUUGUUUUUUUAUUUGUUUACAAUAUUGUAUUGUUUGAUAUGCAGUUUCGGUUGGUGCAGUUUGUAACAAGAUCUAUAUGUGUUUCAGAACUGCUAUUCACUGAAAUGCUUAAAAAAAGCGGGAAGGUGCUAAAUAUGUACAUGUUUAAUAUGUAUUGACAUGCACAUUGUAAGAAGCAAUGAAGAGUUGUCAAGAAUCACUUAUGUUCUUGGAAUAUUAUAUACUACUUUUAUGGAAAGUCAUACUGAUAAAAAAGUUAUUCUAGACUAUUCUUAUUCAGCUAUUAAUUUGUUUAAUAAUAAUGAAUCAUAUUCAUGGAAAAAAAUAUUGAUAAUCAUCACCGUGUUUUUCUGUCUUUUUUUUAGCUCUUCGUUUUUAUUAAUGAAACAGCCUUAUUGGCAUUGUCCUAAAAAUGUUAUGUUUAGUACUAAAAUGUGUAAUGAUCUACCUCUUGUUCAUUAGUUUAAUCUAGUCUUCCAUAGCAAUAUUAAGUCAACAGAUAUAACACUUUAUUUGUCACUUUGUUUUUUGUCUUAAAUUUGAGCAUUCCUUUUCCAAUCUUGACCAAACUUGGCUUCAAUGUUUACAGUUGUAAUACUUUGAUUGUGUUUCAUCAGGUCGAAAUUUAAAAUCGUUCUAUUGGCUUGUGCAAUCAAUUGUGUCCAGAGCGUUAUGGAAACUUUGUUCACACAAUAGUUUAAGAACAGUUUGAACAUGGCCAAUGCAACAUUACGCUUUUAGGCUGUAUCCCAGCUGUAUAUUAACCCUAUUGUCUCUAGCUGUUGGUAUGUUAAAGGUCAUGGUCACAACCAAUUUUUUUUUCUGCCUACAAGAAGAGAAACGUUUUACCUAGAUCCAUUAUAUUUCAGGUGGGCCGAAGAUGACCAAUAUAUGACCCUUAUGUUUUUUUGGUUAAAUGUUCUGUUUUAUCACCCGCAUUCACGUGUAGACAUACUUAGUUUUCUUUUUAAUUUUGAGUUCAGUUGGUCAAAGGAAAAGGUUCAGGUAACUAUGAGGUGAAAAAAUGGUUUCCGCUCAAUAACUUAAGAUCCUUCGGGUUCAGGAACUUCAUACUUGAUAUGCGAUUGAUCAUGACUAGUUGGCCAAACUUCCAAGGUUCGUGUUGGUUUGUCUUGCGUCCAAAAGGACAAAUUUCAUGUCAAUCAUCGAUUAUUUCUCAGCUAAGACCAGACAAUGGGGUAGAUAAGCGCUUUUUCAAAAAAAGCAAUCUCGAGUUAUUGCUGCAACUCUUCUAAUGGAAUCAAGGAAAUGUUUUGGACAAAACAUUACAUUUUUACCAACUUCUCUUGUUUUACGUCACCUGCAUAGCAUGCAGACAUAUAGGAAUCAUGUUGUCCAACGUUGACUUCAUCCACGUCCUCUGUAGCUUUUUUUUGUUUUUUGUUUUUGUUAUUUUAUUCAGUCAAUACCAACUUAGACACACUGUUUAUUGACAUACUACCUGGACUGAUUUUGAUUACCAACCAGAUGGCGAUAUUUAAUUUAGAGAUAUAACACUUUAUUUGUCAUUUUGUCCUUUGUCUUCAGCAUUCCUUUUCCAAUCUUGACCAAAUUUUGCUUCAAUGAUAACAGUUGUAUUAACUUGAUUGUGUUUUAUCAACAGUCAUUUACUCUAGAGUUAUUACCCUUGAUUUGUCAUUUUUUACCAGUUGUAUAAUAUUCACUAUUAUUACUUGUCCAAUGUUUACUGAACAGGGUUACAUAUUGUGUAUUGUCAUAUUAUCUUUUCAAUUUUGAAUCAAAAGCCAGAUCGUUAGGCCUUGAAUUGUAAGAACCAAAUUCACUUUAAUCGCUCUUCUCCGUAAGCAUUGUCUAUCCAAUCUUUGAUUUAAUGUCUUACAAUGUUAACAAGCAUAAUAACUCGAAAAACCUUUAUCAAGAGCUAAAAUAGGUUCGGCAAUGAGGGGUGUUCGUGGCAGUCAAAUCAGCAGGAAAUAUACUUUCAAUAUGAUAUGAUUUGUACUGUGCCCUAUGAAUUAUGUAUUUAGCUGCAUUUCUGUUAUUUCUUUGCUCUUUCCAAUUGUUUGACAUUUGACUCAAUGUAUGCACAAUUUUGUCUGAGUGAAAUUAAAUUUGAAAAGGGAA
This is a messenger RNA of Mya arenaria, 3900 nucleotides long. RefSeq names its product metallo-beta-lactamase domain-containing protein 1-like. The record is from RefSeq and is a predicted model, not a curated record. The coding region runs from base 80 to 763 and encodes 227 amino acids. The transcript has 7 exons. Lineage: Eukaryota; Metazoa; Mollusca; Bivalvia; Myida; Myidae.